UUACUCAAGAUUGAAUUCGAUUAGCUUAUUCCCUGAUUUUAUAGCUUUCAACAUCUUGCUCAAUUGCUAUUGCAAUAUGGGUCGGAUUUCUGAUGGCUUUUUGGUUUUGGGAAAGAUUUUGAGGAGCAGUUAUAGCCCAAAUACUGUGACUUUCACUACUUUAAUUAGGGGGUUGUGUAUGAAAGGCAAGAUUGGGGAAGCGACUAGGUUGUUGAGAAACAUGUCUGCCUUUGGCUGUCAACCCAAUGUGAUUACUUAUGAUAUCAUUAUUGAUGGCCUCUGUAAGCAUGGUAGGGUUGAUAACGCAAAACAGGUUCUCUUGAAAAUGAAAAAUAGAGGAAUUUUUCCAAAUGUGAAUACUUAUAGCCCAAUCCUUUAUGGUUUUUGUUGUAUGGGGAAUUUGGAGGCCGCCAAAGGCUUAUUCCUUGAGAUGAUGGAUGGAGGAGUGCAGUCUGAUGUAGUAACCUUCAGUAUUUUGAUAGAUGCACUUAGCAAAAGAGGGAGGAUGGCUGAAGCAAAUCAAUUGGUAGACUUGAUGAUUAAGAGAGGUUAUCAUCCUGAUAGAUUUACUUACAACAUAAGAAUCAAUGCACUUUGCAAAGAAGGCAAGAUGGAAGAAGCAAAUAAAUUGGUAGAUUUGAUGAUUAAAGAAGGUCAGCAUCCUAAUGUAGUAACUUUUAACACGUUGAUUCAUGCACAUUGCAAGGAAGGAAGAAUGGAAGAAGCAAAGGCAUUGUUUGAGUUGAUGAUUCAGAAAGGACAACAUCCCAACACUGUAACUUAUAACACGUUUAUUGAUGCAUUCUGCAAAGAAGGAAGGAUGGAAGAAGCAAAUAAAUUGGUAGAUUUUAUGAUUCGGCAUGGUCAGCAUCCUGACACAAUAACUUAUAACACAUUGAUUGAUUUGCUUUGCAAACAAGGAAGGAUUGAAGAAGCAAGUAAAUUGGUAGAUUUGAUGAUUCAGCAAGGUCAGCAUCCUGACACAGUCACUUAUACUACAUUGGUUGAUGCACUCUGCAAAGAAGGAAGGGUUAAAGGAGCAAUUAAAUUGGUAGAUUUUAUGAUUCAGCAAGGUCUGCAUCCUGACACAGUAACUUUUGCCACAUUGGUAGAUGUGCUUUGCAAAGAAGGAAUGAUUGAAGAAGCAAUUAGAUUGGUAGAUUUGAUGAUUCAGCAGGGUCCGCUUCCUGACACAGUAACUUAUACCACAUUGAUUCAUGCUCUUUGCAAAGUAAGAAGGAUGGAAGAUGCAAAGGCAUUGUUUGCGUUGAUGAUUCAGAGUGGUCAAUAUCCUAACAAAAUUACUUAUAAUAUCAUGAUCAAAGGGCUUUGUAAAAUUGGGCAACUGGAGAAGGCAAAUGAUUUCUUAAGCAAAAUGGAGAAGAAUGGUUGUCCUCCUGAUGUUAUGACGUUUGCCAUUAUAGGCUGGAUAACUAUUGAUGGAAACUUGCUUAACUAGGAUGAAAUAUAGUUGAAGCUCGUUUAAAAUGUAGAAACUAACUAUUUAUGUAAGUUGGUUUUAUUUUGGAUAUGUGAUUCUAGUCUCAUUUUGGUUCAUGCUUCAGGCAACUCUUAGCAAGCCUCAUAAUAAUCAUCUUGAAGUGUUGCUAUCUGUAACAUAUGGCUUCAAAGGAAGAGAAGGCUUUGCUAUACUUUUGCGGUUUGCUUUGCUGGAACACAUGCUGAGAGAUGAUAUUAUUUUGCUGUAAGACGUAAAAUACUGAGUUCUAGUAUCCACGGACUGUUAAUGCUCGUGGUUGAGUAAUCUUAAGUAGGAUGUGCUAUGUUUCCUUAUUCUCCCUGGCUGUUUGCAGCCUCAUCUGUAAUACCAUUUGCUAUGGAUGAAUACAAGAAGAUUUGUUUU
Molecule: messenger RNA, 1864 nt
Organism: Rubroshorea leprosula
Lineage: Eukaryota; Viridiplantae; Streptophyta; Magnoliopsida; Malvales; Dipterocarpaceae
Source: the annotation of a GenBank genome assembly